GUCCAACGCCCGACCCGCUACACCAAUUGGGUUCCACUUCACUGAGCCCCUAUUAUCAGCGGUUGGAGAUCACCUGGCCGGGGUAAAAUCUCGCGCCUGCGCUCUCACGUCCCCAACUCUACCGGCUCAGCUUCGCGAAGGUUCCCGAAGCUUCCCUUCGGCUUUUUCCGGAAACGGAGCAUGCGCACUAGCGAAGGGGGGCUUUUUUUCUCCUCUUCCUCUGUGGCAGUCAGUCAUUGCCGGCUUUCCUCUCGUUGCCUCACUUCUACUUUCGGGCGUCCUUUCCUUCAUGGCUCAGCUCUGCUACAACCGAGGCUGCGGGCAGCGCUUCGACCCGGAAACCAACCAGGAAGAGUCCUGCACAUAUCACCCAGGAGUACCAGUGUUUCAUGAUGCUCUUAAAGGCUGGUCAUGCUGCAAAAGAAGAACUACAGACUUCUCUGACUUUUUGAGCAUUGUGGGUUGCACCAAGGGUUUCCAUAACAGUGAAAAGCCCCCUGAACCUAUUAAACCUGAAGUUAAAAGUACCUCUGAGCGAAAGGAGUUAGCAAAUUUGAAGCCUAAAUUUCAAGAACACAUAAUUCAAGCACCAAAGCCAUUGGAAGCCAUUCAAAGACCAAGCCCAGAUGAGCCAAUGAGUUGCUUGCAGCUGAAAGUAUCAGCUUCCUUGAAGCAAGCAUUAGAGAAGCUGAAACUGUCAUCAGGGAAUGAAAUAAAAAAAGAAGAUGAUAGUGAUGAAAUAAAGAUUGGGACUAUGUGUAAAAAUUCAGGCUGUACAAAGACGUUUGAAGGACCGCACAGCAUGGAAGAAACAUGUACAUACCACAUGGGUGUGCCUAUAUUUCAUGAAGGGAUGAAAUACUGGAGUUGUUGUAAGAGGAAAACCUCAGACUUCAAUACUUUCUUGUCUCAAGAGGGUUGCACUAAAGGAACACAUGUGUGGAUUAAGAAGGAUUCUAAGAAAGUGGUUCCAUGCAGACAUGAUUGGCAUCAGACUGGUGGUGAAGUGACCAUUUCAAUCUAUGCUAAGAAUUCAAUUCCUGAACUUAGCUACGUAGAAGCAAAUAGCACAGUGCUAAACAUCCAUAUUGUAUUUGAAGGUGAUAAGGAAUUUAAUCGGAACCUGAAUUUAUGGGGGGUGAUUGAUGUGAAAAGGAGUUAUGUAAAUAUGACAGCUACAAAGAUUGAGAUCACUAUGAGGAAAGCUGAGCCCAUGUUAUGGGCAGGCUUGGAACUUCCGGUGUCAAAAUUACAACAGAAACAGCAGCAAAACAUUGCAGAACAAGCUUGAAAUCUGGGCCGGGGGGGGGGGGGGGGGGGAUAAUUGUUGCUUCUGAAGUGGUGACUUGAUGUUAUAAUACGAAUUGAUUUUAUAUGCAGUUGCUUUUAAAAUUCUGUAUUCCAAAGAUGGGUAAAGUACUGGACUUCUCAACAGCGCAAUAGAUCACUUGUUUUGUUGUAUUGAUUUUAUUGGCACAAAGCGUACUCAUGGGGAUUUUGUGAUUAUCAGUUUCUGACCAGUCAUUUGGGUAUAAAAGAAAUCUGUGGCUUCCAAUAGUCCAAGAUAGACACUUUGCAACAGCAAUUCUGAGAUGGCAUUUACAUGGUGACAUUAAAAGAAGCUUGCUUGGCUUACCUCUGUGUUUUGAGAAUAUCCAAUAUUGUGCCUUAGUUUGCUAGUCUUAGAACUAGUUGUCACUUACAGAGCAAAUCUGUAUACCGAUGUUACCACUGAAGACUGAAAGAAGGCAUACUUAAUUUGAAUAUUCCUCAAUAUGGAAAAUACAUUCUGUAUUGAAAACUAAUGCAUGCCUUCCCCAGCAUCUAGUUUUCUGUAUGAAGGUUUUGGGUUGGUUUCUUUACAGUGAGCCCACAGAAAACCAGCCAUCUACAGAUUGGCGCUCCAGUGGAUUACUCAGCUCCAUAUUACCCAAUGGUGGUGUGCAUUGUCACCCAUUGAUUAAUAUGUGUUUGAGUUCCUCAGUUUCUCCCAUCUGUGGGGGGCCCUGGAACCAAGCCCUCACAGAUGGGAAGGGCUCUCUGUACUUACUUGGUUGUGUGGAAUAGCAUUCAGUUAUGUGGACUCCACCUCUAACACAAAGUUCACAUUUCAGUGAAAACAAGACCUUAACUUAAAGCUUGUGUUGCAAAGAAUUGGGUAACUAUCUUCCUGAAUGGACUUGGAUAAGAAGGUUUUACUUGGAUACUUUUAUUGUUACAGUACUUCAGUUCAGGCUUUGAUUUAACCAAAAUUUUGCCUAGGAACUAUAAUUGGGUAUGAAUGACUGGAAAAGAUAAUUUACUAAAGCCAAUGGUCUUUGAACUAGAUGAAGAUGUUAGACUAUAGUAUUUUAUAGGAAAAUCCAUCCUAUAUAUGGUAACUCAAAUCCAAAACACACUGCAGAAAUAAUCCACUUUGAGAGCACUAACUGCCAUGGGCUCAAUACUGUGGAGUUAUGGGAACUGUAGUUUUGUGUCUCAGUCAGAGAGCUUGGGCUACAAUGAACCACAAUUCCCAGGAUUCCCUAGCACUGAGUCAGGUCAGUUAAAGUGGUCUCAAACUGGAGUAUUUCUGCAGUUUGUUUUGGACCUCAGUUAAUAAUACAAGAAAUGUUUAACAUACCAUGUAAUUGAUACUGUAGACAUCACUGCAUGACUUUCUACCAUAACAAGAAUAGAACAAAAGUUAUUGCCACCUUAGACCGACUUAAAUUCUGUACAGACAUGCAAUCUUUCAUCUCUUUUAUGUUGGGAAGCAUAAAUAGAAUUAAAAGGGAAAGUUUCAUGGUGAUUUCUGUACUGUAUGAUUGUAUUCAUGUCCUGAGAAACUGAUGAAGAAAAGAAGUCUCCCUUAUAGCCCCUGGGUUUCAGAUUAUAUACCUUUCCCAUUGAACUGCUAUGGUACUUCUCUAUGCUUCCUCCCAAAGUACAGACAAAGGACCGUAGCAAAAUAAUUGAGGCAGGCACUCUAUGUUGGUACUCCAGGUAGUUGUCUUAUUUGUCUCUUUUCAACCAUGGUAAGGACUUCCUUACUGCAAAUGUUUAUUAACUGUCUGCUGUACGUUAGGAUGCAUGGAACUGGACAACAUGUCUAGGCUGCCUAUGCUUUUUUAUAUAUAUUAAAUAUAACCGUCAUUGUAAUAUCAGCCCUUGACAGUACCUACAUACAGUUUAGCUAUGCUUGGCAUUUCAGCUUGUUCAUCACUUGAGUACACCUGGCAUACUAACCCUUUCUUGCCCUUGCAUCAAACAUUGUUGGGUGGAGGAGGCAAUAUGCAGGAAGGACUGAAGAAUUUGGAAUUAACUAAUUUAUUUGGGCAAGAUCUUGCAGAACUAGCAGAUUUGUAUAAUGUGAAACAGAGAAUGUUCUAGUGAGAAAUUUAUUGGCAGGAUUCAAAACAUAAAUAUUUGAAGAUGGAACAGAAUUCCUAUAAAAGUGGUACUAUGUAAGCAUUGUCUCAGUACAGUGUCACCUGUGUGUUGGCUGUGAAUUACAUGAGGAACAUGUUGUUCAUCUUUUGUAGAGAAGCAUUUUCUGCUUUAAUUUGGAUAUUCCAGAAAAGGGAGAGUGCAAUGGUGAAAGUGUGUCAGGAAAAAGAAAGGUAAAAUAAUCUCUGCAUACAAUGUAGUACAUUAUUUGAACUGUCUGAAGUGGUUUUUGCAGUCUUUUUCUCAAAACACCCUGAAGUCCUGAAUGAUCGAGUAAUCAGUCCCAUGUCUUUACAUCACUGUUUGCCUUUAUGUUCUAGAUUUAUCUUUCUUUGUUGAUAAUGCUUGAAUUUUGAGAGAGUUUGCAUGUGUUUGUAUGUGUAUAAUCCUCAUGUUCUUCCAACAUCCUGUGUCUGCAGACGCCAUUCUUUCCAACAUGUAUCACAACCUGCCAAGACUUUCUUUUCACCAAAUGCCCUUGGAAUAACUGGAGAUCAUGCAAGAAUAUUAUAGUUAGGGCUGUACCAGAGUAGUUCAGUGAAUUACACUCCUGUUAAUAACACCUAAUUGAACACUGUGAACUCCCUUGUGUUCAACACAUUCUGUCUGUUCAGUAAACAGUAUAAGCACAGCCUUUGGUGUAACCCUUGAAGAACUUUUGUACAUAAUUAUGCCAAUUCAAACUAAAAAUUAUCCAAAUCAAAAUAGUGAGACAAAUACAAAUAGCCAAUAAAAAAAAAGGGAUCAAAUUUCUUAAAUGAGAAUCUGAUUAGAUAGACCUGGGUACUGUAUUUCUUAAAUUUUCUACUCCAGAUCCUUUCUUACCUUCCCUCAAGGAUGGGUAUGUCUAUUCCCGUAGUGCCCUCCAAAUCCUUGCCAGUGCCAAAGGUGCUGCUGCUGACAAAUACCAGCAGUUAUUCUUGGAAACAUGGUGCAUGGAGUAUGUGCAUCUUGUUUUACAUUAUAACUAUUGAGUUUGGCAUGUGGCAGUUACUCUGCAAUUUGGAAAUAUUUGUAUGGAAAGUACGUACAACAAAACCAGGUGGAUUUGUAUUGGUCAGUACUUUCCACUGACUGUAUAAUUUUGUUUCAAAUAAGAAACCAAAUGACUCAACAUAUUGAAUGUUUGACUCCUUAUAAUGUUAAAUCAUUUUAAUCAUUACUUAGCACUCAUUACUUAGUACAAAACUUACAUCCAUUUCAUACAGAUUGUGAACCAACCCAGUAUUUUUUCAGAGGCCUUUGGGUGAAAGUAGCAGCAAUUGUUGGAAUCUGUAGUAAUGCAGGAGAAUGAACUCUUUUCCCCCUUCUCUCCUCAUUACCAUUUACUAGCUUGCCUGAAGGAGUCCCUAAUUAUAAAAUCAGAAAAGGACGGAUUAUGGGGGUUUCUAUAACUUUCUCAUUCCUCUCUGCCUUUGGAAUAAGCCAGUUGGUGAAGGAGAAAGGAGUGGCAGAUGACAGUCUUCACACACAAUACUUUCAACAAGUUGAAUGUUGUGUGACAUGUAUUGUAACUUGGUAGAGCUUGGAAGCCCUGUAUCUUUUUGCAGCCUCAAGCAGGCAUCAAAACAAGGUUGUUGGCUUGAUCGCUUCAUUUGCUUAGGUCACAAACUGUGGAGUGCUACUGUAGCUGUUAGUUCUGAUUCCUGCUGUAGUCAUAGUUCUCUGACCAAGCAGUUAUUUCAUAGGUUGCAGGUUGAACCAGAGUCUUCAUGUUUCCAAUUGCAAAGUCAUCAUUUCCAGUACAUAUUAAGUCUUCUAGUUAACUUGUAAUGGAAUUGUGUGUGCUUCCUGGAUUAACACAUGCUCAUGUUAGGGUCCAAACUACUGAGACUUCCUUAUUGUUUAGAAGUAUUACACAGCAAAGUCAUCACUUCAGAAGUCAAUACUACUAGUUGUUUGCCUUGAAAAGAAAAAAACCCCAGUAUAUUCUGUGUCAUAAUGCAAUUAUUUGCUUUAAAUUGUCGCAUGGGAAUUUUUAAAACUUCAGUAGCAGUUAUGUUAAUCAAGUUAUUUCCAUAUUGCAACCAAAAAGUUUCAUUUGUAUAUGAAACCUGAAGAAAAAAAAAUGUGUCUGGAACACUAAAUUAACUGGUUUUCUUCAGUGUUUUUCCACCGCAUGGAUGUCCCUUUUACUUUUUGUUGAACAAUAGAGGUCUCAUGUCUUCAGACCUUUUUAUAAAUUUGUGGAAUAAACAGUUAUGAACCUGG
This is a messenger RNA of Sceloporus undulatus (fence lizard), 5640 nucleotides long. RefSeq names its product cysteine and histidine rich domain containing 1 (gene CHORDC1). Bases 290 to 1291 code for a protein of 333 amino acids. NCBI's taxonomy places the organism in Eukaryota, Metazoa, Chordata, Lepidosauria, Squamata, Phrynosomatidae. The transcript is spliced from 11 exons. The record is from RefSeq and is a predicted model, not a curated record.